Messenger RNA from Lottia gigantea (owl limpet), 714 nucleotides. RefSeq lists its product as hypothetical. The annotation marks the transcript as partial. NCBI's taxonomy places the organism in Eukaryota, Metazoa, Mollusca, Gastropoda, Lottiidae. Gene Ontology annotation, biological process: regulation of DNA-templated transcription. The transcript is spliced from 3 exons. Gene Ontology annotation, molecular function: DNA binding; DNA-binding transcription factor activity, RNA polymerase II-specific. The record is from RefSeq and is a predicted model, not a curated record.
AUGGAAGAUCCAGAGAGAAUGAAUGCUCGCUCUAAUCAAAGUUUUACCAAUUAUAAUAUGAGUCGAUUCAUACAGAGACCCAACCCAUUUGACUGUAUGCAUAAUGGAAUGGGAGUUAGUGGAAAUUUAGGAUAUUCUUCUUAUCCUCCAGAAUGGGGAUUCAUGCACGGUUCAUAUCCAUCCAAUAUUAAUACUGAACGACAUUCAAGAUCCCCGGUUCCGUAUCAUCCGCCUAUGAAUAAAGACUAUGGUUUAUCAAAUGGACUAACAAAUAAUUCUUACCCCUCACCGCCCGGGGGUAGGCCAAAUUAUGAUUCUACACCUACUUAUAAUAAUAUCAGUAAUUCACCGCCAAGACAAACAACAUGUAUUACCCCAGAAUUAGAUAGAAAAGAUAAACAACGAGAUUCACCUGAUCCUUAUAAACUAGAUCUUUCUGUCAAGCCACGCAAAGAGAGAACAGCAUUCACCAAACAACAGAUAACUGAAUUGGAAAAAGAGUUUAAUAUGCAUAAUUAUUUAACCAGAUUAAGGCGAUAUGAAUUAGCAGUUGGCUUGGAUCUUACAGAACGUCAGGUUAAAGUUUGGUUCCAGAAUCGACGUAUGAAAUGGAAGCGAGUUAAAGGAACGAAAGUUGGUAAAGAUAGAGUUGAUGGACAUGUUAAACCUAUCAUGGGUUCUAAUAUAUCAUCUACUAGUCUAGCUGAUGAUGAU